Messenger RNA from Dimorphilus gyrociliatus, 2308 nucleotides. The record is from the annotation of a GenBank genome assembly. NCBI's taxonomy places the organism in Eukaryota, Metazoa, Annelida, Polychaeta, Dinophilidae.
AAUGAAACAAGGAAUAUUAAGGACAGAUAUUGCUAUGAAAGCAGAUAGUAGAACAUUGAUGAUGAAUGAAAUUCUAUCUGGAAUACAAACGAUUAAAUUAAAAAAAGUUAUUGAAACAUCCAAUACUGAAAUACCUAACUUGGUUGAAAGUGAUAAAUUUCCUCAAUUACCCAGGGAUUUACACAGGAAAAAUGGAAUUAAUAACUUCAAUUUUAGAUGGAAGGUGAAUGCAAAUGGAGAUAAGGAUUACCUUUUAAAAGCCAUAAAUUUCAGUAUAAAAAGAGAACAAUUGAUUGGAAUUUGUGGUAAAGUUGGGAGUGGAAAAUCGACACUGCUGUUGAACAUGUUGGGAGAAUAUUCAACAUCAAAUGGACAAAUAUCCCUUCCGUCUAAAAAAUCGUUCGCGCCUCAAGAACCUUGGAUCUACAAUGGAACUAUUCGCGAAAAUAUUCUGUUCGGAGAAGAUUUCAAUAUUCUCAAAUAUAAGAAAGUCUUACAUUGUUGUUGUCUCGAUAAAGAUCUUGAAACAUUUCCUCUAAAAGAUCAAACUAUUGUUGGCGAAAAUGGACUGAUGUUAAGUGGUGGACAAAAAUCUCGACUUUCUCUUGCAAGAAGUAUAUACAGAGAUGCUGAUAUAUAUCUUCUUGACGAUCCUCUAAGUGCACUUGAUAAUCGUGUCGCCAAACAAAUCAUGGAAAGAUGUAUCCAUAACUAUUUAAAAUAUAAAACUGUUGUACUCGUCACACAUCAAACCCAAUUUCUUCAAGAUGCCGAUAUUGUCUACUUGAUAGAAAAUUCAACUUGCACCGAAAUACAGAAGAAUUCUUUGCAAGAUUUUCACUCUGAAAAUAUUCCAAAUCCUCAAAUGAACAUCAAUGUUAAUACAAACACAAUUGAAUCUGAACGUUUAAACUCGGGAGCUUCAACAUUUAAAACUUACACAGACUACUUAAAAAGUGGAAAUAUAGUGAUAUUCCUGCUUUCACUAUUUCUCUUUUCUCUGGUUUUUCUAAUGAAAGUCUUACUAGAUAAAACGAUUUCUAUUUUAGCAAAAGAACCAAUGAACAAUGAAUUGUUAUCUAAAGUUGCAAUACUUCUUUGUCUGAUGAUCAUACUCGAAAUUGGAAAGGGUUUUUUGUUCUAUAUAAACAGUGGUCUAGCAUCUAUUAAUCUUCAUAAUAAAAUGUUUGCAAAAGUAAUGUCAGUUGCCAUGAGAUUCUUCCAUAUAAAUCCAAAAGGACGAAUUCUAAAUAGAUUCUCAAGGGAUAUGGGAUUUAUUGAUACUGAACUUCCCAGAAUGAUUGAUUUUGUGAUGGCAAUAGCUGGAUCUAUGAUGUUUUCAAUUUGUUUAGCAAUAUAUAAUGUAUACUUUUUAAUGAUUCCUUUUGCUCUGGCCAUAACUUAUGUUAGUACAACGACUUGUGCCUUUCAAUACGCUUUGAGACAGUACACUCUUGUUGAUGGAUAUAUGACUUCCGUUGAACGAAUAAAAGAGUAUUCUCUUCUUAGGUCAGAAGAAGAUUCCGAUAAAAAGUUUCCACCAGUUUCAGAUUCUUGGCCUUCGAAUGGAUCUCUUACUAUCAAAAACGUAUUCAUGAGAUACGAUGAGAGUCUUCCUUAUUCUUUGAAAAAUAUCAAUGUUAAUAUUCUUUCUGGAGAGAAGAUUGGAGUUGUUGGACGUACAGGAGCCGGGAAAAGUUCACUAAUCAGUGCUCUCUUCAGAAUGUGUCCUGUCGAAGGAGAGAUUAUUCUUGAUGGUGUUAAUAUAUUGACUGAUGUGAAUUUACAAUGUUCACGAUCCGUUAUAUCGGUCAUUCCUCAAGAUCCUAUACUGUUUACCGGAACUUAUCGAUCGAAUCUCGAUCCUCUCGAUGAGUAUUGUGAUGAUGAUAUUUGGAUGAGCUUGAAAAAAGUUUAUCUCGAUAAGAAAGUUGGAAACACGGCACAACAAUUAAACUCUACAAUAUCAGAAUGUGGUCGAAAUCUCAGUGUUGGGGAAAGACAACUGAUUUGUUUAGCGAGAGCUCUUUUGAAAAAGUGUCAUCUUUUAAUAAUUGAUGAAGCAACUGCAAAUGUCGAUAAUGAAACGGAUAAGUGUAUCCAAAAUAUACUGAAAUGUCAUUUUAAGGACUGUACUACAAUAACAAUUGCUCAUCGUUUAAGUACGAUUAUGGACAGUGAUAAGAUUAUCGUGAUGGAUUCGGGAGAAGUAGGAGAAUACGGAACAGUGAAAGAACUUUUAAGAAAAGAAGGAAUGUUUUUCGAGCUUGUUAAUAAUCAAAAAAAUAUAGCCAAGGAUUCAGUGUGA